GCCAAUGAGAUAAAGGCUCGACAAGAUGGCAGAAGGCAAAAAGGAACAAAAUUUUUUAGAUUAUGCUGCCAAUUUCUUGAAAGGCCUCAGUUUGAUGCAGCCUUUGAAUUUGUGCUUGCUGGGUUCCUCGUUUGCCAUGCAGCGUUUCGGGUAUGGUCCGGAUGCGGUAGGAGUAUUUAUUGGAAUGUGCCACAAUUCCAUGGAGCUAUUUUAUUUGUUUUCUGCAUUAGGAGUAUUGGUUAUUUUUUCAUCUUUGAAACAGUCCGGUGCCAUAGCGACGAAGAUACAACAAGGUUGUUCCAUCCUAGUUUCAUGGAUCAUUGUUGCUGUUAAUGUCGUUAUCCUCAAGGCGUUUGCUUGGGGAGAAGGUAAUUCAAAUGUAGUUAUUUACUAUUGGGCAUUGGUAAUUGCCAACUUCGUAGCAGGCAUAGAUGAUAUGAUUAUUUACGACAUCUCAUCGGAUAACAUAGCAUCAUAUGACCUUGGUGCAUCCUCUACCGGAAUAUUCGUUUCCUUGUUACAUGGAAUUACAAUAUUUAUUUUACACAAGAUUGGUAUGGAUGUCAAUUAUUGGCUCGUGUUAACGAACAUUGUUGUUAUGUUGGCUCUAUCAUUCAUUGUGGCCAUCGUGUGGAGUUAUUAUAUUUCCACUAAGUUAGCUGAACGUUCAGGCGAAUCACAAUCGACUAGUAACAAUGGACAAUGCACCGGCAAUUGUACAUUUUGGGAUGCGUAUUGUGGCGCCUUUCCUAUGAUGGCGGCUAGUACCGUAGGCUAUGGGUUUAUAUUUGUAGUCUAUCCUCUCAUUUCUCCAUUCGAGAUGGUAACGUUUGAACACAGAUACCCAAUUCAAAGUCUAUGCACUAUCUUUCAAGCAAUUGCUGGCAUAAGUAUAUGGUGCCUUGCUGAGAACGCUGGUUUGAAAGACAAGUGGGAAAAUGACAAAGCUUAUUAUUACCUACUAUAUCUCCUUCUCAUUCCAUAUCUGGGCAUAGGGAUCAUGUUUAUUGUAAUUAUCCAUUACCCAUCGUCGCCAAUAGCAAAGCUUGUUCAUAUGAAGCCUCUGAUUGUAGGAUUCCUGACAGUAUUCUUUUAUUUUUCCGGCAGAGUGGUAAUCAACUCAUCAACUGCAGCAAUUGAUGGGAAUGCAAAACCCUCAAAGAGUGCCAGUGGUGGGAAAGAAUGUAAAUGUCAACAUGGCUCCACUUUGUCUUCAGUAAAUUUAGGUAUAAACCUUCUUGUUUUGAACAUUACCAAGUAUAUAUCGGAAGCGUAUAUACAACAAUUUAUAACCACAAGAGAUGCUUACAAGCCUGGAGAACGGUGGCCAACUGAAGGAAUGGGCGUAAAGGAUGGUUUCCGAUACUGGUUGCUCAUCGGUAUAAAAAAGGGCUUUGUAAGCUUUAAGGAAUCGUUUGACCAAAAUGUCAAGGGUAAGCUGGAGCGUACUCUGAUGGUGGUUAAUCCCGAGUUAUAAGGACAUGACUAUGCAUGGAGCACAGUAUUUGUGCUCAUGAGCCAU
Molecule: messenger RNA, 1522 nt
Organism: Babesia bovis T2Bo
Lineage: Eukaryota; Apicomplexa; Aconoidasida; Piroplasmida; Babesiidae
Product: putative integral membrane protein
Exons: 1
Coding region: 26-1477 (483 amino acids)
Source: RefSeq, a predicted model, not a curated record